UUAACGUUCAACCCAUUCCUCUGGAGAGAUGGCCGUACCCAGAGCCCACCAUGCAGCCGGCAACAGCGCCGAAUAUUGCCUUCCCAGGGUCUCUCGUACACUGAUGAUUAGGGGAUACGAACCGCUGGAGACCAUUCGAUCGGCGAGCAAAUUCCAUUGCGUUUUUGUCGACGCUGUUCGUGCACAUCACUGGGUGUACGAGAAAUACCAGAUGCUACACCGCAACAUUGAGCUCAACUGCAUCAUGUGGUACGAGCGGGACGGACGGGUCGUCGGCGUGUUGUGUGACUGGGACCUUGCGGAAGACCAGAGUACGGGCGAGUACAGACCCACUCGUCGUGCUGGUGACGCUGCUGCGGUGAUAUGGCCGCCAGACCCAGAACCAGCCGCGCAGUCGGCGACGAAACCGAGUCUGCCUUCCAUCGCCGAGGGUGAAGCAACGGAACAGCCCCAAAAUCUGGAGGGCGCGGGACCGUCGAACACGGCGACAGAGCCCCAGGCCGUAGUCAAGCCAAGGUACCGCACGGGUACGGGCCCGUUUAUGGCAUUGGACCUCUUGCGCGAGGGCGACCCACCUAUCCACAAGUAUCGGCACGACCUGGAGUCGUUCUUCUACGGCUAUAUCUAUUUUGCUGCGGCAUACAACCCAGACGAGCAGGCCUUCGGCUACAUCAAAGAAUGGCAGCGUGCUUCCCUCGUCGACAUCGGACACAGCAAAGGGGACUUCCUCCUUGAAGAAAAAGUUCGUACCCGCGUCAUGAAACCCGCCCACCAUACUCUGAGGCCGCUGCUGGACGAGGAUAGCCCUCUGAUGGACCUCCUGGAUGUUUUCUUAGACCUCGAGAUUAAGGCGAGCUACAUCCGACUUCUCAGGAGCACUGCGAAGAAGGCGUUUCGCAAUCAAGCUGAAAUUGAAGAGAAGGAGAGGGAGAGGGAGGAAGUCGUGACGUAUAGCAAAUUCAUGAGAAUCCUGAGGGCGCCCGAGGUUGUUGAUGCGUAGAGGGUGGUCCUAAUUGGCAUGUAAUCGUGGUUCCGCUUUCUUCCAAUACUCCUCAUAUCUCAUUAUGUCUGGUUCAUCAUAUGUACAUGCGAAGCUGACGUUUCGUUGCGACAAAUUUGUAUUAUCACUGUAUAAUCUCAAGGCAUCGUCGUCCUCUA
This is a messenger RNA of Rhodofomes roseus, 1158 nucleotides long. RefSeq lists its product as uncharacterized. The transcript has 2 exons. Lineage: Eukaryota; Fungi; Basidiomycota; Agaricomycetes; Polyporales; Fomitopsidaceae. The record is from RefSeq and is a predicted model, not a curated record. The coding region runs from base 29 to 1000 and encodes 323 amino acids.